CUGUCUUUGAUCUGAGCUGUCUCUGCAUCGCCGGACUGCCGUUGUCGACCGCUUCCGCACGCACGCACGCACGCACGCACGCAUACACAGCUCCCGUCCCGCUCCUGCCCGGUGCCAAAAAGAAAAGUACAGCAACAAGCUCAAAGAUGUCUGCCUGGCGCUCAUUGUCGACCCACCUCAAGGAAAUCCGUCUGCACCUCUCGCAGACCGCUCCUGGAAGCCAGGGCGUGAGGGAGUUUGUCAAGAACACUUAUCCCGCCAUCAAGAGGGAUAACCCUGCCUUCCCCAUUCUCAUCCGAGAGGCUGCCAACGUCGAGGCCCGUGUCUUUGGACGAUAUGCCCUGGGUCUCGAGCGCAAGGUCCAGCUGGAGGGCCUCACCGAGUCCGAGGUGGCCUCGAGAAUCCUGGAGCUUGCCCAGACCAAGCCCAGCGCCACCCAGCACUAAGAAGGCUGUGUCCUAUCGCAUGCAUUCACUCUCUCCCUCGAUUAUCCCGCACCGACCGACACAACCGGGCUCUCGUUCAUCACAAGUAUUCCUCUAGAUACAAUCUAGAUCCGAGAUAAUAUACG
Messenger RNA from Polychytrium aggregatum, 571 nucleotides. Its product is annotated as NADH:ubiquinone oxidoreductase 11 kDa subunit. The record is from RefSeq and is a predicted model, not a curated record. NCBI's taxonomy places the organism in Eukaryota, Fungi, Chytridiomycota, Chytridiomycetes, Polychytriales. The coding region runs from base 147 to 446 and encodes 99 amino acids. The transcript has 3 exons.